Molecule: messenger RNA, 2994 nt
Organism: Mollisia scopiformis
Lineage: Eukaryota; Fungi; Ascomycota; Leotiomycetes; Helotiales; Mollisiaceae
Product: putative Hydantoinase/oxoprolinase
Exons: 4
Coding region: 1-2994 (997 amino acids)
Biological process (GO): glutathione metabolic process
Cellular component (GO): cytosol
Molecular function (GO): 5-oxoprolinase (ATP-hydrolyzing) activity
Source: RefSeq, a predicted model, not a curated record
AUGGGGAGUAUCCAAAGACAUCUUAGAAUUGGAGUUGAUGUUGGAGGAACGAACACAGAUGCUGUCGUAUUAGAUCCCUCGCAAGCUACUUCACCAAGUCGAGGUGUCUUAGCUCAACACAAAACUCCAACAACCAGUCCCAAUGUCACAGAUGGUAUUGAGACCGCCGUGAAGACGGUUCUCGAAGAAUCCAAAAUCGAUCGGGGUAGCAUUGCAUGUCUGACUAUUGGAACCACUCACUUCGUCAACGCGAUCGUUGAAAAUGACUCCCGGCGUUUGUCAAAAGUUGCUAUCAUGCGGCUUUCAAAAAGCUUCACGAAAGAGAUCCCUCCCUUCUCAGAUUUCCCUCCUCCUUUGAAGCAGAUCAUGAAUGGAUACUAUUGUUUCGUUUCUGGAGGACUACAUAUCGAUGGAUCUGAAGAGGCUCCCAUUGUUGAAGAAGAGAUCGUUCAGCAAUGUCACGAGAUCAGAAACCGUGGCAUAGACGCCGUUGUCAUCUCUGGUGUCUUCUCACCUAUCGAUGAGCACUUUAAACAAGAACACAAUGUGCGAAAGAUCAUUCGGCGAGAACUUCCAAAUGUCAACGUAGUUUGCUCAUCUGAAGUCUCGAACAUCGGCUUUCUAGAGCGAGAAAAUGCUUCAAUAUUGAAUGCGUCAAUCCUAAAAUUUGCUCGAAAGACGAUCAAAGGCUUUCGAGCUGCAAUGAAACGAUUGGACCUUCACUGUGCUCUGUACCUCACGCAAAAUGAUGGGACGUUGAUCGACGCACCCUCAGCUGCAAGCUUGCCGAUCAGGACCUUCUCUUCUGGACCAACGAACUCGAUGAGAGGAGCAGCAUACCUUGGACUCUCGGACUUUUCUCAAAGUGGGAAGAAAACAUCGACAAUCGUUGUCGAUGUAGGAGGAACGACUACUGAUGUUGGUGUGUUACUACCAUCAGGAUUUCCUCGCCAAGCAUCAGCAUAUGUGGAAGUUGCAGGCGUCAAAAUAAAUUUCUCGAUGCCACACGUUGAAUCAAUAGGUCUCGGAGGUGGCUCCAUUGUGCGAGAAAGUGAUGCCGGUGUCACCGUCGGGCCUGAUUCGGUCGGCCAUUAUCUGACCACGAAGGCGAAAGUGUUUAGAGGAGAUGUUUUGACAGCUACUGACAUUGCUGUUGCGGCUGGAGAGAAUAUCGGAGAUCGAGAGUUAGUCAAAAAGCUCUCCCAGUCUACCAUCACCCAAGCACAGGAUCGAAUGAAAGCACUUCUAGAACGAGUAAUCGAUCAAAUGAAGACCUCUCCCGAACCACUUCCCGUUCUUCUCGUCGGAGGCGGCUCCGUUAUCUGCCCCACCAAAAUAUCUGGAGUCUCAGAAGUUAUUCAGCCACCAUUCCAUUCAGUUGCGAACGCUGUUGGGGCAGCGAUCUCCAAAAUUGGCGGAACUGUGGACAUGAUUCAAAGCACGGCAGAGCAGACGAUUGCACAAAUCACCGAAAAGGCAAAGAAAAUGGCCGCCGAGCGAGCUAUCGCAGCUGGAGCGAAACCUGAGACUGUUGUGCUUGCGGAAGUCGAUGCGAUGCCACUUCAGUACGUGGCAAAUCAAGUCAGAGUGAUUGCCAGAGCCGUUGGGGAGUUUUCUCCAGAGUCAUUCAAUAGUGAAGCAGCUCUUAGCGAGUUCGAUGCCCAAGACGAGGAGGUAUACGCAGAAGAGAGUGCGAAGCAAGCACAAGCUCCCAUGAUAGAUCCACGUCCCAAUGUCGAUGUCGAUACUUAUCGACCAAAUGUUGUCAUCAACACAAAAACUCGGCAUCCGGAAUGGUUUGUCUCGGAGACAGAUGUGGAAUGGAUGUCUGAAGGGUGUUAUGUUCUAGGAUGCGCUGGCGGAGGCUCUCCUUUCUCAGAAUACAUCAAGCUCCGUGAUAUCCUGAGAGCUGGUCACACGAUCAGAAUCAUCGAUUCUAGUGCAAUGAAAGAAGACGAUGUGAUAUAUUGGGGUGGCCACAUGGGAUCACCGGCGGUGUCCAAUGAAAGACUUUCCGCCAAUGAAACAGAAGAGGCAAUGAGAGAGCUGAUGGAAUACUACAAACACGAUUCCUUCGAUGUAGCAAUGAGUCUCGAAAUUGGAGGUGCGAAUGGCUUGCAACCUCUGUUAGUCGGCUCAAGCAAAGUCUUUGAUCGUCCAACAGUCGAUGCAGACUGGAUGGGCCGAGCGUAUCCGACUUACUGGCAAACAACACUCUGUGUAUACACAUCAGGUGAACUCGUUCCGUGUGCUAUCGCGUCGGGCGAUGGCAAAAGCAUCCUCAUGACAAAGACCACCAAUGACGAGAUCGUGGAUCGUGCACUUCGAGCUUCUUGCACAGAGAUGGGAAGUCGAGUAGGCAUGGCAGCAAGACCUACCACGAAAGAGAAAGUCAUCAAGUACUCAGUCCUCAAUACCAUGAGUCUUGCAUGGAGAAUUGGACGAUGUAUAGCUCGAGCCAAAGCUCACAACACCACGAGCACGAUUUCGGAACAAAUCAUCGAUGAGGUUGGAGGACCUGAGUCUGCGAAAGUCUUAUUUCGAGGCAAGAUCAUUGGUGUUGAACGACGAUUGUGGAAGGGACAUUCGUAUGGCGAAAUAACAAUUCAGCAGAUUGCAGACGAGGAACAAGAGUCAUCAGAUGGUGUCAUGAAAACUGUUGCUGUUGGUGGAGUACUCAAAAUACCAUUCAAGAACGAGAACAUAUACGCCAAGCAUGUGAGAGACGAUGGAUCUGAGAAAUACAUUGCGAUGGUUCCAGAUUUGAUUGCGGUUCUUGAUACACAGAGUGGAAAGGCGUUAGGUGUGCCCGAGUACAGGUACGGUGUCAUGGUGACGGUUCUUGGAAUUACGUGCAGUCCGAGAUGGAGCGACACACCGAAGGGUCUGGAGAUAGGCGGACCUGCAGCAAUGGGUUACAAAAAUGUGGUUUAUAAGCCUUUGGGGAAGUACGUGGAACCUAAGAGCGUUGUGUUAGAGUAUGCGCCGAAAUAA